Cyprinodon tularosa is the source of this 1346-nucleotide messenger RNA. RefSeq names its product hairy-related 5 (gene her5). The record is from RefSeq and is a predicted model, not a curated record. Bases 28 to 621 code for a protein of 197 amino acids. Gene Ontology annotation, cellular component: nucleus. Gene Ontology annotation, molecular function: DNA-binding transcription factor activity, RNA polymerase II-specific; protein dimerization activity; RNA polymerase II cis-regulatory region sequence-specific DNA binding. Gene Ontology annotation, biological process: regulation of transcription by RNA polymerase II; anterior/posterior pattern specification; regulation of neurogenesis. The transcript has 3 exons. NCBI's taxonomy places the organism in Eukaryota, Metazoa, Chordata, Actinopteri, Cyprinodontiformes, Cyprinodontidae.
GGGGACAGAGCUGGUUUAACAAGGAGCAUGAAGGCUUUAUCUUCAACCGAAUCUCCGGGACACAGAUCCAGGAGGAAGGUUUCCAAACCCCUGAUGGAGAAACGCAGACGGGAGCGCAUCAACGGCAGCCUGGAAACCCUGCGGCUUCUCAUGCUGGAAAACACGCAAAAUGAGAAACUAAAAAAUCCCAAAGUGGAAAAGGCUGAGAUCCUGGAGAGUGUUGUUGAAUUCCUAAAAAGGGAGAAGGAGCUGGAGAAGGAUCACCAGACCCCGAGGAGGAUGUUCCCAGAGGAUCUGAGACCCACCUCUACUCCCCAUCACAGCUACCAUGACGGCAUGAAAUCCUGUCUGCUGCGGGUCAGCCAGUUUAUAGCAUCAAAGAGUCGGGAGUUGGAGGCCAACAGCGGGCUCCAGGCCUCUCCGAAGCUUUCAGAGUCUCAGGAGCUGGUUUCCUCCCUGGCACCUACACACCGGUCUCCAGUGGUCGCUCCCGCUGACGCUCCUGUUCUGUCUCCUCACCUCCUCCUCCAGCAAGAAAGCAGGCAGACGCUCACCUUCUCCUCCUCCAUGACGGCCCCUGUACAUGUUUCUGAUCCUGUAUGGCGACCCUGGCCUAAAUGAGACACAUGAAAAUUUUUUUCUUUUUUCAUAGAUGAUUUUAUAACAUAUAUUUACUGCUGUAAACCAAAAGCAGAGUAAUGUUUACUCUUGUUUGUACAGCACCGGCAUUUUUGCACAGAUGAGUGUUAUAUCUUUUUAAAUAUCUUCUUUAUUUUUCAUGGAUUUCCUCUUUUAUGUAACUAUGUAAACUGCCAUGCAUUUGUUGCACCAUGCUGCUUUAAUGUUGCUGAUAGCGAUGCAUACAGUUUCUUUCUUUGCCUGGUUUGAGCACAGCAGGUGGUGCUGUGCUUUUGCCUUGCUCUCACUUCACAGACAUCAGGAGAGGGUUUUUAUCCAUGUGCUCCAGUUCCCUGUUCAGCACAAUUUCCUGGCCCUUCCCAAGUGGCCACUUUGCCUCUUGAGUGGCUUUGCCUUGACGGUUCCUGCAGCUUGUUUGUGAGAAGAGGACAACCAUCCAGAGGAACAUUAACACAUACUCCAUCCAGAUUGCACAGCAGUUAUGAUGUCUAUUGAAAUGUUGAUAGCAGACCUGUUGUCUCUACAUGGUGUUCAGGAGACUUUUUCACAUGUAGAGUAGGUAAAGAUUGUGAUCAUUCGCACAUGUUCAGAAUCCAGACUGGUUUGGUGGCAUCUAAUCCACAGCUUGGUGUUAAACACUGAAACGUUUGGCCUUGUUUUUUUUAGGUCAUGCUUAGAAGAUUCCAGUCAAAUAAAUUGCUUUUUUU